AUGCAGGCUGCCUCGUCCCAGGCAUACCACGACGACCCCGCCGGCGCGUCAUCACAUCCACACUCCAACAUCCGCUCUACCCACCUCAACGAAGACCCAUCUCACAACUACCACCGCGACGAACGCUCCGGCUCUGAUUCAUCCGGCACUCUCGGCGACAACCACGCACACCUUACGCGAACAACGUCCCAAAGCCAAGACGUUCACCAAGGCCGGUACGGAGAACAGAUCGCGGGGACGGGGGUGGAUGUCGAUGAGUCGCUAUCCGCAUUCGAGGACUUGCGGCGUCAAUUGACGAAUAAGUCACGGGCGUCGCAUCCCGUUAUCCCCGAGGACGAGGAAAAGUCCGCUGUCGAUAAUGGCGAUGAAUUCCAUUUAGAGGAAUGGCUCAAAGGACGUGUACAGCUGCACCACGAACGCGGUCUCCCCGAUAAGAAGAUCGGCGUUCUCUACAAGGAUUUGACGGUCCUCGGUAUCGGCUCCGGCGCAACCAUGCAGAAAACCCUACCAGACGCGAUCAUCGGCUCUUUCGGCCCUGAUCUCUGGCGGUUUUUGCAACAUUUCGUCCCGCCACUUCAGAAGUUGCAUUUCGGUGGUGCGAGGCCUGAGGUGAGGGAGUUAUUGAGGGACUUUGUGGGUGUCGUUAGGGGUGGGGAGAUGAUGCUCGUCCUGGGGCGUCCCGGUGCGGGUUGUUCAACUUUUCUGCGGACCAUCGCCAAUCAGCGUGAAUCCUUCGCAGGUGUGAACGGGACUGUGGAGUAUGGCGGUAUGACGCCCGCCGAAAUCGCAAAGCGGUAUCGUGGAGAGGUGAAUUAUAAUCCCGAAGACGAUAUCCAUUUCCCGACGUUGAAGGUGAGGCAGACACUUGGGUUGGCAUUACAGCUGAAGACACCAAAGAAGUUUCGGGGGGAGGUACAGAGUAUCCUCGAGGCUCUGGGUAAGAUGUUUGGGAUUUCGCAUACGUUUGAUACGGUUGUCGGGAAUGAGUAUGUCCGUGGUGUUUCUGGUGGAGAACGGAAACGUGUCUCGAUCGCCGAAACAUUGACCACACGUUCCGCAGUCGUCUGUUGGGAUCAAUCAUCGCGUGGAUUGGACGCGAGUACGGCCGUCGAUUUCGUGAGGAGUUUGAGAGUCAUGACCGAUAUAACCCACCGAGCAACCUUCCUAACCCUCUAUCAAGCCGGCGAAGGCAUUUUCCGCCUCUGCGACAAAGUCACCGUCAUCGACCAAGGCCGCCUCAUCUUCUCCGGACCCCGUGAUGAAGCAAAACCGUGGUUCGAGAGUCUAGGGUACGAGUGUCCGGAACGUCAGACCACCGCGGAUUUCUUGACGUCGGUUACGGAUCCGGCGGAGAGGAGGUUCAGGAAGGGAUGGGAAGGACGGGCGCCGAAGGGGGCGGAGGAGUUGGAGGCAGCGUUUAGGGGGAGUGAGGGGUAUAGAAGGUUGGUUGGGGAUGUUGAGGCGUAUCAGGCUGAACUUGGUGGUGCCGGGAAGGAGCAGACAGAGAAGUUCAAGGAGAGCGUGGUGAAGGGAAAGUCGAAGCAUGUUGCGAAGAAGAGUCCGUAUACGGUCAGCUUUCCACGACAGGUAUUGGCGUGUACGAAGAGGCAGUUCUGGUUGAUGUGGAAUGAUAAGACGAGUUUGUAUACGAAGCUGUUCAUUACGGUCUCGAUUGCGCUCAUUAUUGGAUCGCUUUUCUAUGGUCAACCGCCUGAUUCGACGGGUGCGUUCUCGAGGGGUGGUGCGCUUUUCUUCUCUAUCCUCUUUUUGGGAUGGCUGCAGUUGUCUGAACUCAUGGAUGCUGUCUCUGGACGUAUCGUGAUUCAGCGGCAUAAGGAUUAUGCGUUCUACAGGCCUUCGGCGGUUUCGGUCGCUCGUGUCCUUGCCGAUUUACCGAUUUUGUUCGUGUUGGUCAGUAUCUUUUGCGUUGUGAUGUACUUUAUGUGCAACUUCCAGCGUACAGCAUCUCAGUUCUUCAUCUACUACCUCUUCGUCUACACCACCACGAUCUGUAUCACGGCACUCUACCGUAUGUUCGCCGCCCUCAGCCCUGACAUCGUCAGUGCGAUCCGGUUCAGUGGACUCGCGUUGAACUUGUUGGUUAUCUUCACGGGAUACGUCAUCCCCAAACCGCAGUUAUUGAAUAACUACAUCUGGUUUGGGUGGUUGUUGUGGAUUAACCCGGUUGCGUACGCAUUCGAGGGUGUCGUCGCAAACGAGUUCUAUAACCUCAACAUCCAGUGUGCGGAUGCGCAGACUGUACCCGUGGGACCGACGUAUACGAACCCGGCGUAUCAGGGGUGUACGCUCGCUGGGUCCACGGUUGGGAGUCCGGUUGUUAGUGGUGCGGCGUAUAUCGAGACGGCGUAUAACUACUCGAGAUCCAAUUUGUGGAGGAACUGGGGUGUUGUGGUUGCGUUUACGGUGUUGUACAUUCUUGUUGGUAUGAUCGCCUCCGAGUUGCUUGCGUUCGUUCCUCCUGGUGCAAGUGUCAUGGUGUUCAAGAAGACGAAGAGGUCGAAGAAGGCUGUUGCUACCUCCGGUUCUGACGAGGAAUCCGGUGGAGCUGGAACGAGUGGGCCGAAUGCUGGGGCUGCGGGCGAGAGCGACGAGGCUGCGAUGUCUGGUUUGGAAAAGAGCGAGAGUGUCUUUACCUGGCAGGGCUUGAGCUUCGAAGUCCCCAUCGGUGGCGGAAAUCAGAAGAAGUUGUUGAACGACGUAAUGGGCUACUGCAAACCUGGGCAAAUGACCGCACUUAUGGGUGCCUCCGGAGCAGGAAAGACAACGCUGCUCAACACCCUCGCGCAACGUCAAACAGUCGGUGUCGUCACGGGUGACAUGCUCGUAGACGGACGUGCCCUCGGUGUCGAGUUCCAGCGUGGUACUGGAUUCUGUGAACAGAUGGAUUUGCAUGAGGGUACCGCCACGAUUCGUGAGAGUUUGGAGUUCUCGGCAUUGUUGAGGCAAAGUCGGGAUACGCCGCGUGAGGAGAAAUUGGCGUAUGUCGAUACCAUUAUCAAGCUUCUCGAGCUCGAGGAUAUUCAAGAUGCGAUUGUUGGGUCUCUUGACGUCGAGCCCCGCAAGAGGUUGACCAUCGGUGUGGAGUUGUGCGCCAAACCCAAGCUGUUGCUUUUCUUGGAUGAGCCGACGUCUGGGUUGGAUUCGCAGUCUGCGUACAACAUCGUCAGGUUCUUGAGGAAAUUGGCGGAUUCAGGACAGGCUAUCUUGUGUACGAUUCACCAGCCUUCAUCAAUCUUGAUUCAGCAGUUCGACCGUGUUCUCGCCCUCAACCCUGGUGGAAACACUUUCUACUUCGGCCCGAUCGGUGAGAACGGUAAGGACGUCAUCGAGUACUUCGGACAGCACGGGGCUCAUUGUGAUCCUAACGCCAACGUUGCGGAGUUCUUGCUCGAGGUCGGUGUUGGCAAUGUCCGUGUCGGCAAUGAGAAGAAGAAUUGGAACAAGGUCUGGCGCGAAUCGAAGGAGUGCAAGUCUAUCGCGCAAGAAAUCGAGGAUAUCUGUGCCUCUCGAAAGGAUGCGGCAGACCCCAAUGCCAACGUUGUUCAACACGAAUACGCUGCCCCUCUCUGGGAACAGUGCAAGAUCCUUACGCAGCGUACCUGGAGGAAUUACUGGCGUGACUCCUCGUAUGGAUACGGAAAGAUCUUCACUUCUGUCAUGGUUGGGAUCUUCAACGGAUUUACGUUCUACAUGCUCGGGAACUCGUCACAGGAUAUGCAGAACAGGAUGUUCAGCGUCUUCUUGAUCCUCAUGAUCCCACCAACCAUCGUCAACGCAACCGUACCAAAGUUCUUCAUGAACAGAGCGUUGUGGGAAGUCCGUGAAAACCCAUCCAGGAUCUAUAACUGGUUCGCCUUCUCGUUCGCCAACACGAUCUGCGAGAUCCCCUACGCGUUCGUCACGGCAACAAUCUACUUCUUGCUCUGGUACUUCCCCGCCGGCCUCCCCUACGAUGGCCGCGUCUCCGCUCAUGUCUGGCUCAUGGUCCUUCUCUGGAACUUCUUCCAGGCGUCCUGGGGUCAAUGGAUCUGUGCCUUCGCUCCCUCUUACACCGUCAUCUCCAACGUCCUCCCCUUCUUCUUCGUCAUGGUCUCCACAUUCAACGGAGUCGUACGUCCAUAUGCGUCCCUCCCGGUGUUCUGGAAGUAUUGGAUGUAUUACUUGAAUCCGUCUACGUAUUGGAUUGGGAGUGUGUUGGCGAGUACGUUGGCUGGACAGCCGGUCGAGUGCACGUCGUCUGAGGUUGGGUACUUCAACCCUCCUCCCGGUGAGACUUGUUUGAGUUAUGCUUCAACGUACCUCAACAGUGGUAAUGCUGUCGGGUACUUGAUGGGCGACCAGAGUGCUACGAGUAAUUGUAUGUAUUGCCCUUACUCGGUUGGUGAUAACUACUUGUCUGCGAUCAAUGUUUCGGCGAGUGACAAGUGGCCGUACUUUGCGAUCUUCCUUGGCUUUACGAUUAGUAACUGGGUGUUGGUGUACGCUUUUAUCUACAUGGUCAGAGUCCGGAGGUGGACGUUCGGGUUUGGGCCUGCUAUCAACUUACUUGGUAAGGUGUUGCCCACAUAA
This is a messenger RNA of Saitoella complicata NRRL Y-17804, 4590 nucleotides long. RefSeq names its product ABC drug exporter AtrF. Gene Ontology annotation, cellular component: membrane. Lineage: Eukaryota; Fungi; Ascomycota; Saitoellomycetes; Saitoellales; Saitoellaceae. The transcript has a single exon. Gene Ontology annotation, molecular function: ATP binding; ABC-type transporter activity; ATP hydrolysis activity. Gene Ontology annotation, biological process: transmembrane transport. The record is from RefSeq and is a predicted model, not a curated record. Bases 1 to 4590 code for a protein of 1529 amino acids.